AUGCUUAAAAACCAUGUGCAUGUUUCCAAGCUCAACGAGAUACUAUGCAUAUCCUUCCUAAAACGCUGCGUGGAUGCAGCCGCGGAGUUCCUUGACAGUAUCCUUGAAAGACUGCACGUUUUUAUAAUCAUCGCGUGCUAUCGGCAACGGGAGAUCCAUCGCAACUGCGCCUUCCGGGAGUUUACUAAAGUGGUGACUUGUAAGUGGGCUAAGGCUGAGCCGUACUGUGGUUACUCAAGCUUUGGCGUUUCACCUAUAGGGGACUUUAUGGCCGGCGUAUUCUACUCCGUAAUUAUGCCAGCUUUAUCAAAAAGGGCGAGACAGCUGAGGGCAGCGCGCUGCAGCAAAAAAGUCAAGUUGAGCUCAGAGGACCUUAUUCACGUACCCCAGGACUUACUGGAACGGUUGGAUGAUGAAAGUGAGGAAGGGUUUUGGACCAUUGCGCAAGACCCUUACGCUGCAGAAGUCCAUUGGGAAGAUUAUGCGGAUACUUCAGAUUGGGAAAGUGAAGAGGAUUGCGAGUUUACAGAAGGAGAGGCGCAUAUCAGAUAUCAGCGGGUAUCUAAAGCUACAAAGCGUACUCAGCAAAGACAUGCGAAGAAGCGGAAAGAGUUGGAAAAGGCAGCGAACGGGUUCAGAAGGCUUACUUCUCAAGGACUACUGUCAGGCACGAUCAACAAUAUACAGUCCAGUUUAGCUUCAGAAUUGACUGCGUUUGGAUUGGCGAAAACUAUUGGAACUUAUUUGGAUUCAGCGCGCGCGGUUGAAGCAAUUGAAGAGUGUUUUGGUCCGAACGGCAACAGAAUUCGUGCCAGGACUGCAAGACGCUGGUUGAAGAAGAUGGGGUUUGUUCACGAUACAGUUAGGAAGGGAGUUUUUGUGGAUGGACAUGAGCGUCAAGACGUAGUACGCUACAGGCAAGAGGUGUUCAUACCACAAUGGAAAAUCCAUCAAACGCGUUUCGUUAUAUUCAAAGAGGACGGCACUUGGGAACCACCAGCAAGUUUAGCUCCCGGUGAAAAGCCUCUUGUUUUAAUUACACAUGAUGAGUCUGUGUUUAAUGCAAAUGACGGGAAAAGAAAGGUAUGGAUGAAGAAGGGAUCACAGCCUAUCAGACCCAAAUCUAAAGGACGAGGAAUUAUGGUUUCGGGCUUUUUAACACCCGGUGGCCGUCUCAAAGUACCGGAUGAAAUUACGGAUUCAGAAUUGCUAAGCAAUAUCAUGUGGCAUAAAGACGAAGCUGGUAAACCUAUUCGAGAUGCAAUGAUGUUUUUUGAAUACGGGAAAGACAAUUAUUGGACUGGAGACAAAAUGGUAGAACAUACGAUCCAAGUAGCAUUGCCAAUCUUUCGUUAUGCAUUUCCAGGAUGUCAAGCUCUUUUUGCUUUCGAUAAUGCUUCAAAUCAUUGUUGCUUUGCCUCCGAUGCACUACUGGCUUCAAAAAUGAAUAGAAAUCCCGGCGGUUCUCAACCACACAUGAGAGAAGGUUUUAUACACUCAAAAGGCCUACCACAAUCCAUGGUUUUCUCCCAAAAUCAUCAGAUUUCUGAGUUGCGUGGAAAACCCAAAGGAAUUCAACAAGUUCUUUUGGAGCGAGGAUUAUGGCGUAAUAGGAGAACAGAUGGCUUUGCUUUCCUACUACAGUGUCCUACGACACAUGGUAGAUUUGGUUGUGCAACAAUCGAAGGUGGAUGCUGUGCUAGAUCCGUUUUGGCAGCUGAACGUGACUUCCGUGAGCAAAAAGGCCGUCUACAGGAAGAGCUGGAGUCGCACAAUCAAUUGAUAAUAUUCUACCCGAAAUUUCACUGCGAAUUAAAUUUUAUCGAGAGAUACUGGUGUGCAGCCAAGUAUUAUGCCAGAGAGAACUGUCAAUACUCUUUUGAUGCGCUUCGAAGCACUGUGCCUUUAGCAUUGGAUUCGGUUUCAACAGUUUCAAUUAAUAGGUAA
Messenger RNA from Morchella sextelata, 1947 nucleotides. RefSeq lists its product as uncharacterized. NCBI's taxonomy places the organism in Eukaryota, Fungi, Ascomycota, Pezizomycetes, Pezizales, Morchellaceae. The transcript has 7 exons. Gene Ontology annotation, molecular function: nucleic acid binding. The record is from RefSeq and is a predicted model, not a curated record. Bases 1 to 1947 code for a protein of 648 amino acids.